GGCGCAUAUAAAAACCUAUGCCCCAUGCCGACGGCCCAUUCAAAAUCGCACACCUUAGCGCGUCGCGUGGACAUCGACGUAGUCGUUCCCCCCCUUUUUUUGUUAAACAAAAAAAAAAAAUAAAUACCCAAAAUUAAAUUAAAACAAUAACCCUUUCCCGUUAAAUUAACCCAACAAAAAAAAAACACUAACCCAAAAUCCACAAAACGCGCUCUGUUCCAAAACUAUAUUUUUUUUUUUUGCUGUGCCAGCAAGACAAAGAAAACAAUUUUCAAAAAGUGCAAUUGGAAUAAAAAAAAAAUAGAAGAAAUAUUAACCGUUAUACUUGCAAAAAGCACAAACAAAUGCAAAAAUGUGCCACAAUUCGGGAAUUAUGGAGAAAAGCAACGAGCAGCAGAUCGAACGGUACAUGGCCUACGGGAUGCCAUCAAAGGCGGUGAGAAGUGUCAAAUACACUCUCAAGAAGCGCGAGAAGAAGCAACAGCAGAAGGAAGAAGCUCUCCAAAAGCUACAAAAACAGGAGCAACACUUAUUGGAGCAAUUGGAGCUAACAAGCAGCAGCAGCAGCAGCAGCAGCGGUAGUGGCAGCGGCAGCGCUAGCAGCAGUGACGUUAGCAGCGACAGUGAUGCCGAUAGCGGUACUGAUGUUGCUGCCGCCAAAGCUGCCCAUGGGGGAGAGUCCAUGGAGGAGUCGAAAAGUACCGUUAAGCCAUUGGAGCGUAGAAAGAGCAGCCUGGCAGCUGCAUUUCCCAACACUACAGUGCAUUCUGGAAAUAUUGAACUUUUGAAAUUUUGUCCACAUUUUCGUAAAAUGCAACAACAGGAGCAACAACAAAUGAUAAAGGAGCAACAACAGUUGCAACAACAACAACAGCAGCAACAAGAAAAAGCCGAGGAAAGUGGCGAAGUAACAACGGUACUUUCAACUGCAGCUCUGAAAGCGCAACAACGAAAACUUAGCUCCAUGGAGCCGUCCAUGGACGAUGCCCUGGCCAUUGGAACUCAGAUGACACGUCAGGUGUCCGAGAGGAUCACCUACCUGGUGGCCCAGCUGCAGGCCAGCCGUCUCUACACAAUUCUGACGCGUACAACACAACCAGCACACUUGAUCGCCGUUUGCAUACUGGCCUUCGUGAUGAUGACUGUGGGACGCGACCUCAUCGACCCAGCAACGACAACAACAACAACAACAACAUCGGUAGACUCUUCACUAGCAGAUGCAACAUCAUCACAAUCCACAACGAGAUCAUCCACGGGCGGUGUACUGGCUGCUCUGAUCUACUUGGGGGCAUUUGCAACACACUUUGGAUCACAGAUCUGGAUGACAUUUGUCUCGGGACUCUCGCUGUAUUUCUCGCUGCCACGUCAUGUCUUCGGGCAGUGCCAGCAGAUCCUGUUCCCUCGCUACUUCGCCUUCAAUGCCAUGCUCAGCCUGACCAUGCUGGUGGUGUAUGCGAAGUACUUCCUGAGCGGAUGGACGACAUCGGCGGGCAUUCAAAUGGGAUCACUCGCCCUGGCGGCGGGUAUUGAGGUGGUGGUGCGAUUAUAUCUAGUACCGCCGAUGCUACGGCUGAUGCACGAGAAGUAUAGGAUCGAGGAUGCGAUCGGUAGUGGUCAGGAGGUGGGUAGCCUGGUGCAGGGCGAUCUGAUCGAUUGUCCGCACUAUCAGCGCAUCCACAAGGGAUUCCGGCGCAUUCACAUGACCAUCGCCAUUGGCAAUAUGACGGUCAUGCUGACCACGUGCCUGCAGCUGUAUUUUCUGGCAUCGAAAAUACGCCUCAGCUAAGGCACCCCAAACAGCCCCCGAUUUAUAAUGAAUUUACGUAUAUAUAAUAUAUAUUAUUUAUAGACUCGUAAGAUCACAUCAUCACACCAACAACUGUAUUUCAAUAUUCGAUAAUUUGUGUCUCAAAAAAAAAAAAAGCAAAAAAAACAAACAAUCAAUAAUUAUGCUUAUCGAAUAAUUGAUUUAUUUUUCAUCCCAAAAAGAAGUAGUCUCCUCCUCCAAAACUAGAAAAAGAAGCGACACUCAAAAAAAAAAAAAAAACAAUCUGAUUUCCUGUGAUAAACUCAGCCCGCCUCCACACCCCCCACCAAUCACACACACUCCAGUCUACUCCCCCAACACACACACACACACACACAUUUAGUCGAUAGUCGAUAGCCAAUAAUUUACACAGUUAUUAAUUAAUAAUUAAUAGCCUAUUGAUAAUUAAUUGUAUUCUUUAAUAUUUGUUUUUUUUUUUGUUCUGAGAACGCGCGCAAAUCA
Messenger RNA from Drosophila ananassae, 2269 nucleotides. Its product is annotated as transcription factor kayak. Bases 353 to 1786 code for a protein of 477 amino acids. The transcript has 3 exons. Lineage: Eukaryota; Metazoa; Arthropoda; Insecta; Diptera; Drosophilidae. The record is from RefSeq and is a predicted model, not a curated record.